Messenger RNA from Fusarium oxysporum Fo47, 1698 nucleotides. RefSeq names its product UbiD decarboxylyase family. The transcript is spliced from 3 exons. Gene Ontology annotation, molecular function: carboxy-lyase activity. NCBI's taxonomy places the organism in Eukaryota, Fungi, Ascomycota, Sordariomycetes, Hypocreales, Nectriaceae. Bases 49 to 1560 code for a protein of 503 amino acids. Gene Ontology annotation, biological process: ferulate metabolic process; cinnamic acid catabolic process. The record is from RefSeq and is a predicted model, not a curated record. Gene Ontology annotation, cellular component: cytoplasm.
CCUGCUCAAAACCCCCAUGCAAUUUGCCCUCAAUUCUAAUAUUCCACAAUGCCAGCACAAAACCUCCCUCACCUAGACUUCCGCUCAUACGUUGAAGCUCUAAAAGCUGAUGGUGAUAUCGUGGAGAUCAAUGAAGAAUGUGAUCCUAAUUUAGAAGUUGGUGCAAUCAUCCGAAAGGUUGUUGAAAGUGAUGAGAGGGCACCACUAUUCAAUAAACUGAAGGGACAGGACAAAAAUGGUUUCUGGCGAAUUCUUGGUGCACCUAAUUCCUUGCGUGUCGAUCCUAAGCAGAGGUUUGGACGACUAGCUAGGCACCUUGGCCUACCACCAACGUCUUCCAUGAGGGAUAUACUUGGCAAGAUGGUAUCUGCUAAGACAGCAGCUCCUAUCCCUCCCCAGAUUGCCCAAACGGGUCCUUGCAAAGAGUGUUACCUCAGACUCGGGCAAUUUGAUCUCACCAAACUCCCUGCUCCACUGCUUCACGAAGCUGAUGGUGGAAAAUACAUUCAAACAUAUGGUAUGCACGUGGUACAGUCCCCUGACGGAAAGUGGACCAACUGGUCUAUUGCCCGAGCCAUGGUACAUGAUCAAAAUCAUUUAUGUGGUCUUAUAAUUGAACCGCAGCACUUAUGGCAAAUCCACCAAAUGUGGAAGAAGGAGGGAAAAGAUAUGCCUUGGGCGCUGGCAUUUGGCGUUCCUCCUGCAGCUAUCAUGGCAGCAAGCAUGCCUCUGCCCGGAGGGUGUUCAGAGGCUGAGUAUGUCGGUUCAUUAGUUGGAUUGCCUCUAAAGGUCGUCAAGUGCGAAACUAAUGAACUACAUGUCCCUGCAAACUCAGAAAUUGUUUUCGAGGGGUCGUGCUCUAUCACUGAGACAGCGCCCGAAGGCCCCUUUGGUGAGAUGCACGGAUAUGUCUUCCCUGGUGAAGCGCAUAGUUCGCCUAUGUUUAAGGUUGAGCUAAUCACGCAUCGACAACAUGCCAUCCUGCCGGUGUCCAAUUGUGGUCGGCUAACGGAUGAGACCCACACUAUGAUUGGCCCACUGGCUGCCGCGGAGAUCGGUUAUCUUCUUAAGUCUCAGGGAUUACCUAUCAAAGAAGCGUUUUCCCCAUUUGAAUCACAAGUCACAUGGGUUGCUCUUCAAGUUGAUGUUGGGAUGCUUCAAACCCUAAAGAUAAGUCCCGGAGAGUUCUGCCGAAGGAUUGGGACUCUAGUUUUUAAUGACAAGGUUGGCUACACCAUACAUCGACUCAUUCUAGUUGGGGAUGAUAUCGAUGUCUAUAAUUUUAAAGACGUUAUUUGGGCAUUUUGUACACGUUGUCGCCCAGGGAUGGAUGAGUACUUUUUUGAAGAUGUUGCAGGUUUCCCGUUAAUCCCAUUCAUGUCUCACGGCAAUGGAAGCAGUGGUAGAGGUGGUAAAGUAGUCUCUGACUGUUUAUUACCUGUUGAGUAUACAACAGGUAAGAAUUGGGAGGCAGCAGAUUUUGAGAACUCUUUCCCGCCCCAGCUUCAAGAAACAGUACUCAGGCGUUGGGAAAAGUUCGGCUUUGGUUCUUCGGAAUGAGAGGGUUGACAAUGUGUAUUCCAGACGCAGCCCAGGUCUAUGUAGCAAAGAGCUGGUGAUCGACAUGUACACUGGAGAAUAAGAAAAAACAGAGCAGAACAAAUUUAACACAACUCUAAGCCUCUUAAAGGCAAUCAA